AUGCGAACAAAGCAUUUCGUAAACGAUCCGACCGCGCUGGUGGUGUCCGCCCUCAAAUCCUUCCAGCUCAUCAACCCAGCCUUGUCCGUUGACACCGAAAACAAGAUCUUGUAUGCUCCAAGCGAACAUGACCGAAUAUCAAUCGUUUCUGGUGGUGGCGCUGGCCACGAGCCAUCGUUCACGGGCUUCGUUGGGGCAGGCCUUCUCACAGCAGCCGUCUCGGGUACGGUCUUCGCAUCGCCGUCUUCUCGGCAGGUAUUGACUGCCAUUGAGAACGUCAACGCAUCCAAAGGCAUUCUGGUCGUACUCAUGAAUUAUACUGGCGACGUCUUGAACUUCGGCGUGGCUCUAGAGAAAGCGAAGGCAGCCAAUCCAGCGUUAAGGACCGAGAUGCUUGUUGUGGGCGACGAUGUCAGCGUUGUAAGGAGCCGAGCGGGAAGGGUAGGACGACGUGGAAUUGCUGGAACCGUCUUGGUGGCUAAAGUCACUGGCGCCAUGGCUUCUGUCGGUUAUGACCUCGAUACUAUUGUGCGUGUUGGCCGACUUGUUGCCAACAACCUUGGAAGUAUCGGGGCAUGUCUUGACCGGGUGCAUGUCCCGGGUACCUCCAAAGAAGACACCGACAAUCUCGUCGCUUCGGAUGAGGUUGAGCUUGGAAUGGGCAUACACAACGAGUUCGGUUGCGGGCGAAGAAACGCGUCCGAUGCCGAACUCCCUUCCCUUAUUGCGGAGAUGCUUCAGCAGAUUCUCGAUGUAAACGACCCCGAAAGGAACUUUCUCCAAACUCAGACUAGGGAGGUCAUCGUACUAGUGAACAACCUGGGCGCUUUGAGUGUUCUGGAGCUGGGUGCUGUUGUUACAGAAGUUGCGGACCAACUGGAGAGACGGUAUCAGAAGGAUACUAUCAGGAUCUAUUCGGGAACGUUCAUGACCAGCUUGGACGGAGCUGGGUUCUCGAUCAGCUUGCUCAAUGCAGUGGAAACAGGCGUCGAGGAAAGCCUUGCGGAAUUGCUGGAUGCGCCCUGUAACGCAUUUGGCUGGCACGGGAUCGCACGAUCAAGCACUUCGACGCCCCCACAGCUUCAUGAGAGAGCUGAGAUGCCAGUAAUGUACAAGAACGAUCCAAAACUCAAAAGUCGUCUCGAUUGCAAUCUAGACGAGACAGUAAGCUGUCUUCGAGCGGGCUUGGAGAGCGUUGUUGCUUCGGAGUCGGAAAUCACCAGGUACGAUAGCAUUGUUGGGGACGGAGACUGCGGGACUACUCUGAAACGAGGCGCACAAGGCAUUCUGAAUUUACUCGAGACAUUGCCACUUACUGACGUUGUAAGCUUACUAACAAGCAUCACAUCGUCGAUUGAAAGCAACAUGGAUGGCACUUCCGGUGCACUAUACGCCAUAUUCCUCAACAACCUUACCCGUUACUUCAAAUCCCAUGCACACGAACCUACAACCGUCAACUCGGGAUUCUGGAGCGACGCUCUGGACACGGCGCUCGCUGCCCUAGGAAGAUACACCCCAGCAACUGUGGGCGACAGGACGCUCAUGGACGCCCUAAUCCCUUUCACUACAACAUUGCGCACAGCAGGCCUGCAUGAGGCAUCGCUGGCCGCCAGAGAAGGCGCGGAGAAGACGAGGUUCAUGCGGCCCGGUUUGGGAAGGUCUGUGUAUAUCGGCAAUGAAGACAGAUGGUUGGGGAAGAUCCCGGAUCCAGGCGCUUGGGGGCUCAGUAAGCUCUUUGAGGGCCUUGUUCGAGGCUAGGCUUCGAGGAGGACAUCAUUUCGAUGCGUACGUAUAUCUGCUCCUCGUGGUAUCUUGUUGCUCGUAGUGCCUCU
Molecule: messenger RNA, 1832 nt
Organism: Boeremia exigua
Lineage: Eukaryota; Fungi; Ascomycota; Dothideomycetes; Pleosporales; Didymellaceae
Product: dihydroxyacetone kinase
Exons: 2
Coding region: 1-1758 (585 amino acids)
Biological process (GO): glycerol catabolic process
Cellular component (GO): cytosol
Molecular function (GO): ATP binding; glycerone kinase activity
Source: RefSeq, a predicted model, not a curated record